UAAACAGCUGUCUCACACGUGUGUUUCGUUUGGCUGAAGAAUCGGUGUGGAAGGUUGUGUAAAAUUUGUAAAAUAAAUUAAAACUAUAGUUUUGAGGGAAUUUGUUAGUAAAUAUAUAUUUAGUUGGCAGAAAUGGGUGCCACGAAGAAUCUAGACUUGAUAGCAACUAUUGAAGAUGAUGCAGAGGUAGAAAAUUUCUCAGAAGACUCUGAUGCUGAAGUGGAGUAUCAACCCACAAAAAUACGCCGCAAGAAAGAAGCUGAAUUUGAAAAAGGUUUUCAAUUUGUAUCGUCUGUAAAAGAAUACAACCAAGAUACAUGGGACGAUCUCAUGAAAUAUGUGAAGCGUAAGGCACGCACCAAGACAGAUGACAAAAUUGCCGAGCGUCUCAAAAAACGUGAAUCUGAAGGCAAACCCACAGAAGUUCACGAUAGUGGUGACGAUGAUGAGAUCCCACUCUCAGAUGACGAGCUGAAGCACGAUAAUCUGCGUCUACGCGAGAAGAAAUUAAUUAAGAAGAAAAAGAAGAAUGACAACUCAGAUGAGGAAGAGGAGGAAGGCGAAAAAAUGCAAUUUGAUGAAGCCAUCGAAAGCAACGAAACUAUUACAUCGUUCUACCAGAUGAAUCUGUCACGUCCGCUUAUGCGUGCUAUCGGCGUAUUGGGCUACAUAUAUCCCACGCCUAUACAGUCUUCAACUAUCCCAAUCGCUUUAUUGGGUCGCGAUAUUUGUGGUUGUGCAGCCACCGGUACCGGUAAAACAGCGGCCUACAUGUUGCCAACAUUAGAGCGUCUUUUAUACAGACCAAUGAAUAACAAAACCAUAACGCGCGUACUUGUGUUGGUGCCGACGCGUGAGUUGGGCGCACAGGUGUAUCAGGUGACAAAACAAUUGUGUCAAUUUACAACGAUUGAUGUUGGUUUGGCGAUUGGUGGUUUAGAUGUGAAAGCACAAGAAUUGGUUUUGCGACAGAACCCUGAUGUUGUUAUAGCAACACCAGGUCGUCUCAUCGAUCACAUUAAGAAUACGCCUAGUUUUAGCUUGGAUUCUAUUGAGGUGCUCAUUUUGGACGAAGCAGAUCGUAUGUUGGAUGAAUAUUUCGCCGAACAGAUGAAAGAAAUUAUAAACUCUUGCGCCAAGACACGCCAGACUAUGUUGUUCUCGGCCACAAUGAGUGAACAAGUCAAAGACUUGGCUGCUGUGUCGCUCAGCAAGCCAGUCAAAGUAUUCGUCAAUAACAAUCAACAAGUUGCCUUCAAUCUUCGUCAGGAAUUCAUACGUAUACGUGAGGAUAAAGAGGGUGAUCGUGAACCCAUACUAUCCAGUUUGAUUUGUCGUACAUUCCACGAUCAUUGCAUGGUGUUUGUUCAAACGAAAAAGCAAGCACAUCGUCUUCACAUUUUACUGGGCUUAUUAGGCAUACGUGCUGGCGAAUUGCAUGGUAACCUCACGCAACAACAACGUCUGGAGUCUUUAAAGAAAUUUAAGGAAGAGCAAAUAGAUGUACUCAUAGCGACAGACGUGGCAGCUCGUGGUUUGGAUAUUGUGGGCGUAAAAACGGUUAUUAAUUUUGUUAUGCCUAUUACAACCGAGCACUAUAUUCAUCGUGUCGGUCGUACGGCGCGUGCCGGGCGUGCAGGUAUUUCGGUAUCACUGGCUGGUGAGAAAGAACGCAAAAUUGUUAAGGACAUUAUUAAGAAUGCUGAGAACUCUGUGAAGAAUCGUAUUAUACCGCCGGAAAUUAUUGAAAAAUAUCGCAAGAAACUGAUCGCACUCGAACCGGAAAUACAACACAUUUUGGACGAAGAGCAAGCGGAACGCCAGUUGGCCAAGAUGGAGCAACAGCUUUCGAAAACAGAACGUAAAUUGCAAGGCACCCAAGCAGAGCAACGCUCUUGGUUCCAAACCCGCAAGCAGCGCGAAGAUGAAAAGGCGCGUCUAGCACUAACAACACCUGAAGAAAAUCCAAAAGCUACUGGCAGUGACAAGAAAGGCGCCGGCAAACGCAAACGACCUGAAUAUGGUGGUGAAGGUGAAGAUGGCCCACCGGUAAAAGAUCUGAAAGCUAAAAAGAAGAAGAAGGAAGAACCGAAGAAAAAAUCACCAGAGCAAUUGGCAAAGGAACGUGUUAUAAAGGAAAUUGAAAAGGCGUCUUUGGUACGUGCUAAGAUGUCCAAGCUGAAGAAACGUCCUGGUAAACUAAGCGCAGUGGCUGAUGAACAAGUUCGGAAGCAUGUAAGCGACUACAGCAAACUAAAACCGACUAAACGCCGUGGUCAGUCGGCAUUCACCAACGACUUGACAGAUGUGAGCCGAAGUGGAGCGUUGCGUUUGAGAUCGGAGGCCAAUCGUCACAAGAAACUCACGCAAAUCGCGAAAAAGAAGAAGACGAGCGGUGUGAAAAUUGCCAACAAAGCUGGUAAAAAUAAAUUCAACAAAGGCAAGAACUUUGGUGGCCCACGUUUUACAAAAAAGAAUAAGAAAUAAUUUAGUUGAUGUUAUACAUAUUCCUAUGUAGAACUUUUAUUUUUCUAUCUUGUAAAUAAAGUAAAGAUUACUUCGGCUUUAUAAGAAAACAUUA
Zeugodacus cucurbitae (melon fly) is the source of this 2581-nucleotide messenger RNA. RefSeq names its product probable ATP-dependent RNA helicase DDX27 (gene Rs1). Bases 133 to 2487 code for a protein of 784 amino acids. The transcript is spliced from 6 exons. Gene Ontology annotation, molecular function: nucleic acid binding; RNA helicase activity; ATP binding. Lineage: Eukaryota; Metazoa; Arthropoda; Insecta; Diptera; Tephritidae. The record is from RefSeq and is a predicted model, not a curated record.